AAAAACCUAGGGAAACCAAAGCCCGCGCGGGAGAACGACUGAAAAGUGAAAAACACAACGAAAGGGGAUUUCAGAAGAUACCCAAUCCAUCACCCACAGAGAUUUACUAUCCACCCUUGCCCCGUCUCAAUUCUUAUUCUUGAUAAAAAGGUGCACCUUUCUACUCCAUAUUUGUUUGUUUGGUUCCAAAAUUUGAUUUUAUUUCUUGGAAUUUCAGUGCGGUGUGUUUAUGGGUCUCACACAUCACAACCAUCCUCCGGUUCUUUGAUCUUGCUCAAUUUUCACCCAGAAGUUCGUUUCAUUAAUUCUUCUGCUCGCUUCUUUUUUCUUAUUUACCAGAGGUGAGAUUUAUAAAAGAUUGGAACUUGAAUUUUAGGGCAUGGGCUUUAUAGCUAUCGUUUAGUAGUUCUUGAGCUAUAUAAUCAUGCAAACCCUUGAAGCCGUUGGUGGUUAUGGUGGUGUUGAUGAUGAACGGAGGUGCAAAAGGUCUAAUUCAACAAUACGGUGGAGAUGUAAAGAGAAAGCUCUUGAGGGCGGAGUUUUCUGUGAGAAACACUUGAUAUGGCACCGCGAGACAACUGCCAAGCGUAAGCGUAAGCGUAAGCGUCUGGAGAUUUUGCGUUCUUCAGAUGCGUCCCUGAAGGGUAAGAAGAGGCGUUUAGGAACUCGAUCUGUUGAAAAUGUGAAUGGGGCAGUGAAGAAGCGGGGUCAGCCCAAAGGCUCAAGCAUGAGCAAGAAGGAAACUGAUGAAAGUGGUACACUGUUUCUGACACCUCAGUCUACUGGAGUUGUACUUAAGAAGAAGACGGGGAGACCAAAAGGUUCAAAGAAUAAGAAGAAACCUGCUGAAAAGAAACAAGGGUUUGAACAGUUGAUUCUUGAAAAUAGUAAGGCAGGUCUAGUUGAAAACGAAUUUGGCGGAGAGAGAACUCUCAAGAAGAGGGGCCGACCUAAGGGUUCAAAAGGCAAGAAGAAAUUUACUGUAGCUGGACCAUUGAUGUGUAAAAUUAACAAGUUAGGUGUACGUGCAAAUGAAUUAGUUGUUCCCAAGAAGAGGGGCAGACCAAAGGGCAAGAAGAAUCAAGUUGGUGGUUUGAUUACUCAAAAACAACAAGAAUUUGGACCAUUGGUGCUUCAUGAUUGUCCGGUAGGGGUGAUGGAUGAAUUAUUGAGAACCGACGGGACACGAAAGAAGAGGGGAAGACCAAAGGGUUCAUCAAAGGGUAAGAAGAAACAUAUUGAAGGUAGUGCUUUGGUUUUUUCAAAGCAAGAUGACUUUGAACCGUUGAUAAUUGAAGAUAGUGGGACAGGGACAGUUGUGAAUCAUCAACUUUCUGCUUGUAAUAAACGGAAGAGAAGGAGACCAAAGCUUUCAGAAGAAAAUAAGAAUGAAGCAAUGACUGGGGCAGUCAGGAAGAGGGGCAGACCUAAGGGCUCAAAAGGAAAGAAGAAAGCUCUUGUUGUUUUAGGUGACACACCUACGGAACUUGAAGAUAAUGAGGUAGGGAUAAUUGUGAAUCCGAGGAAGAAGGGAAGGCCUAAGGGUUCAUUGGGUAAGAAGAAGAAGGAGACUGUUUUAAGUGGUAAUGAAUCUGGGGUUUUGAUAUCGUUGAACGGUCAGUAUGGUGACGGAACUGUUGAGAAGGACAGGUGUGUAAGAAAAAGUCUUGUAUUGGGAAUUGGGGCAGUCCUUAAGGAAGCUGCUAAUGGUAAUAUUCGUGGAAGAAACAGCAUGGCUUCAAAAAGAAGACCAUUGCAGGAUGCUACAAAUUGGAAGGAAAAUGGGACAUUAAUGUGCCAUCAAUGCCACAAAACCAAUAAAAGCGACAUUGUCUUCUGCUUGAAUUGCAAAAAGAAACGCUACUGCAGUGAAUGCAUUGCGAAGUGGUAUCCAGAGAGAACAAAGAAAGAUAUUGAGAAUGCCUGUCCUUUUUGUUGUAGCAAUUGCAAUUGUUCAGCUUGCCUUCAAGCAGAUAUAACUGCAAAGGUCAACAUAAAGGAAUCCGAUGAAGAAACACAUUUGCAAAGGUCACUGUAUGUGCUGUUAAAUAUCCUUCCACUUCUCAGGGAGAUUCAGGAGGAGGCAAAGACCGAGCUAGAUGCUGAAGCCUGUAUACGAGGUGUUCAGUUGACAGAAGAAGAUAUAACCAAGUCCCUACUUGAUAAGGAUGACAGAAUAUACUGUGACAAUUGCAAAACAUCCAUUGUCAAUUUCCACAGAAAUUGCCCAAAUCCCGAUUGCGCUUAUGAUAUCUGUCUCAAUUGUUGUCGGGAACUAAGAUGCCGUUCUAUCCCGGGUGAAAGAACAAGUGAUCAAAAUGCUCUUUCUGAUAAAACUGACUCUUCUGGUGUUUGGGAAAGGGAAAAUUCAAAGGAAAUAUUUUCUCAAUGGAAAUCAAAAGUCGAUGGAAGCAUACCUUGUCCUCCAAAGGAACUUGGUGGUUGUGCGUCUGCAAUGUUAUCACUACGGCGCAUAUAUGAACCUAACUGGGUGAAUGAACUAAUCAAAGCUGCAGAGGAACUCACUGCCAAUUCUCAUUUACCCAAAAUUGAUUUCUCAGAAGCUUGCAAUUUGUGCCUUACUGCAAUUGGAAACAGCAAUCAACAUCAAAAUGUAAGGCAGGCUGCUUUCAGGAAUGAUAAUCAGGACAAUUUGUUGUACUGUCCGAAUGCUAUUGACUUGCUGGAUGAAGAGUUUAUUCAUUUCCAAUGGCAUUGGAGAAGGGGUGAACCUGUCAUUGUGAGAAAUACACACGCCAUGGGUACCGGCCUCAGCUGGGAGCCUAUGGUGAUGUGGCGAGCUUUCAGAAAUGCAAGGAAAAAGUUGGACGAGGAGAGUUUCUCUGUGAAGGCAAUUGACUGCUUAGAUUGGUGUGAGGUCGAGAUAAAUAUUCGGCAGUUCUUCAAGGGAUACUUGGAAGGAAGGAGUCACAGGAGUGGGUGGCCAGAGAUGUUGAAAUUGAAGGACUGGCCACCAACCAAGUUUUUUGAAGAAUGCUUGCCAAGGCAUGGCGCUGAGUUUGUUGCGAUGCUUCCCUUCAGUGAUUAUACCAAUCCUAGUUCUGGGCUUUUAAAUCUAGCCACUAAGCUUCCUGUUGGGUCAGCUAAGCCAGAUUUGGGCCCUAAAACUUACAUUGCUUAUGGGUCAGAAGAAGAGCUGGGAAUAGGUGAUUCAGUGACUAAGCUUCAUUGUGACAUUUCUGAUGCGGUCAAUAUACUGACACAUACAAGUAAAGUGAAAUAUACUACAAAGCAAAGAGCCCAGUUGGAAAAAUUAAAGAAGGAACAUGAAGAAGAAAAAGACUUGAAAGUGCUUUUCGGUAGUGGAAAUGAUGCAUCAGAAUGCAUGGAUUUUCCUGGGGGUACAACUUCCUCGAUUCCAAAUUCCAGCCCUGAGAGCUCAGCACGUUUAGAAGCAGACUUCAUGCUGACCGAACAACCUCUGGAUGUUGCACACAGCGGCGCUGUGUGGGAUAUAUUUCGCCGGGAGGAUGUGACUAAGUUAACACAAUACUUACAGAAGCACUGGAAAGAGUUUCGUCACACAAAAAAUGAUCCUGUCAAUUCUGUCACUCAUCCUAUUCAUGACCAGACAUUUUAUCUCAAUGAGAAGCACAAGAAACAGCUGAAAGAUGAAUUCAAUGUUGAGCCUUGGACAUUUGAGCAAUACCUUGGGGAGGCUGUUUUUAUUCCUGCAGGAUGCCCACAUCAAGUUCGAAAUAGACAGUCAUGCAUCAAAGUUGCAGUUGACUUUGUAUCCCCUGAAAAUGUUCAAGAGUGCAUUCAUUUGACAGAGGAGUUUCGCUUGCUUCCCAAAUUGCACAGAUCGAAGCAAGAUAUAUUGGAGGUGAAAAAAUUGACGCUUUAUGGCGCUAGUGUGGCUAUUGAAGAGGCGAGGAAUCUCAUGAAAAAACUUUCUGGUGGUUCAAGAGAAGAGAGUCAUGAAGCCUAUCUAUAAUCCUAUGAUGUCAUCAGCCGCUAGGGUUUUUUGGAGUCUCCCUUGAGGAUUUGUGUUGAGAAUGUAUAUUUGUUUUCACAUUUACAUUCAGUCAAAUGAUUUGAGUUGCAGAAUACUAGAAUGCAUUCGGUUUUGUCAAUACUAGAUACUCACCCGCGCGAUGCCCGGAUGAAAUUUGACCAUAGUGUGAUUAAGAAUUGUAUUAAAGAAACGCGUAAAUAAUUGAACUCAUAAUGAAGUGGCUAGUAAUAAUAUAAUAACUGUUUGUAGUUAAA
Cuscuta europaea is the source of this 4233-nucleotide messenger RNA. Lineage: Eukaryota; Viridiplantae; Streptophyta; Magnoliopsida; Solanales; Convolvulaceae. The record is from the annotation of a GenBank genome assembly.